GUAAUUUUAUCUCUUAUCAGGCAAAUGACAUCAAAUACCACGAGUCCCUGUCCGGAAAAUCGCACCCAGAUGAAGAUCGUCAGCGGAGCUCGAAGCAUUGCUCGCGGUCCAGAUCACGAUCAGUGGACCGAAAGCGCAAGUCAGGAGACAAGAGGCACAGACGAAGCCACAGCAGAAGCAAAGAGAGACCAAUUCUUCUUAAAACAGGCACGGAAGAAGGACUCUGAGAAAGCUCUGAAAUGUCAGAGCGGAUCAGAAGAGCAGCUGGAGAUGUCAGAUAAAGGCCGUGACAGGCUGUCUGAAGACAUGGAGGAGCGACAUCGCCGAAAAGACAAGAAAUCCUCCAGACCAAGAAGCCUAUCAAGAUCACGUUCAAGGGAAAGACGACAUCAUAAUCGAAACUGGGACAAAAGAAGAUCUCGCUCACGAAGCGGUGAAAGGAGAUCAAGGAGCCGUGACAAGAAGAGACGGGCAAGGUCUCGAUCAAACUCCAGAAGCAAGCACAGACAUCGCAGCAGGAGCCGUAGCAAGAGCAGGGAGAAGAAAAAGAGGUUAGAGAAAGCACGGAAAAAAAGUCGCAGUCGGUCAGCUAGUCCUGUGACCUUCAGGGGCAGAAACACAGCCAUGGAUGCUCAGGAGGCAUUGGCCAGAAGGUUGGAGAGAGCAAAGAAGCUUCAAGAACAGAAGGAAAAAGAGUUGUUGGAAAAACGGCAACAACAAGAGAGGGCAGCAGCGGCAGCUCCACUGUUGUGCGAUACAACCACUGCAGCACCCAGUUCAGGCCUGAACGUUGCAGCACUGCUGGCCUCUGGCACACAGGUCACUCCUCAGAUUGCAAUGGCUGCUCAGAUGGCAGCACUUCACGCCAAAACGCUGGCAGAGACUGGCAUUGCUGUGCCAAGCUACUACAAUCCCUCAGCGGUGAACCCAAUGAAGUUUGCAGAGCAGGAAAAGAAGAGGAAAAAGUUGUGGCAGGGGAAAAAAGAUGGGGACAAGUCACAAACAGCUGAGCUUUGGGAGAAGCUGAAUUUUGGUAAUAAAGACCAAAAUGUGAAAUUUCGCAAAUUAAUGGGCAUCAAAGGCGAAGAAGAAGGUAGUUCAUCAGGAGCUGGUAACGAAGAAGGUCUUAAAACCUUGCAACAGCAGGAAGAGAUGUUCCGAAAUUUGGACGUCCAGUAUGAGAUGGCCCGUUCACAAACACACACGCAGAGGGGAAUGGGCCUAGGUUUCUCCUCUUCAUUUUCUUCAAGGGGCAUGGAUGCUGUCUGAACAUUCUGUAUUUGUGUUUCUCAUUUUUGUACAUUCUGUCUGAUGUUACCACUGUAAAGCUGGUUUGUAUGUGUUUGUAGAGAAUACUGGUGCAUUAGCCUGCAUGUAUGAUUCAUCAGGUCUGUCAUUUUAUUCAUUUUGGAAAUUCACAUGUAAAUACAGUUGAUUGCUCAAACAUAUAUAGUUGCUUGGUCUCUGAAGAUUGCGUUUAAUAUUGUAAAGCUUUUGUUUGGAUUUUGGGAGGGGAGUGUGAUUGUAUAUUUCACUGUUUGUAUUGAUACUGUCUGAAGUUAGCGAUUCCUGAUA
This is a messenger RNA of Carassius carassius (crucian carp), 1575 nucleotides long. Its product is annotated as arginine/serine-rich coiled-coil protein 2-like. The transcript has 9 exons. NCBI's taxonomy places the organism in Eukaryota, Metazoa, Chordata, Actinopteri, Cypriniformes, Cyprinidae. The coding region runs from base 25 to 1269 and encodes 414 amino acids. The record is from RefSeq and is a predicted model, not a curated record.